AUUCGUUACUCGCCGCAUGUUGUCUCAGGAAUAAACCUUCCCGUGUAUGUAGACUGUCCAACGGAGUCGCGUCGGGUGUAGCUACGUCGAGGCCGUCGAGCGCAGCGGACAGCAGUGACCGAGCGAUAUCGGACGCCCCAUCUGCGGGCGACUAAAUGUCUGGGCGAGGUCCGCGACGGCCAUGUCCCUCCACCGCCUCAGGUCCUCUGGCCUCUCCCGCCUCCAUCUUGUCCCCAACCACCAUCAUCCCCAGCGGCACUGAUCCAUGCUGUCCUUCACCGCGCCCCGGACCCCGCCGUGGCUCGUCGUCAAGGCAGGCUCGACCAUCGCGCCCGGUGAACGCCUUACGCUUGGCCGCCAGGCCUCCCUCAUUGUUCCGCGCCUUUACCUCUCGAAUAUGUUCACCGCACGCGACCGCACACAGCUCAUCGAUCUGGGCGUCACACAUAUCUUGAGCGUCAUGGAGGAGGCUCCGAAAAUGCCACAAGGCCUUGGACUCAGUACCCUCCAUGUCCCGAUACGAGACGAGGUCGGUGCGGACAUACUCGCCUAUCUCGAGGAGACCACAGAGUGGAUCAAAGCUGCUCUCGCAGAGAACGACACAAAUACAGUAUUGGUACACUGCGUUGUAGGCAUGUCCCGCUCUGCCACCGUCGUUUGUGCGUAUGUAAUUGCUACGACGAACAUGACGGCUUUGGACGCCAUCGGUUUCGUUACGUCCAAGCGUCCCGUAGUUUCCCCCAACAUCGGGUUCCGGAAACAGCUGGAGCAGUACUACCUGCGAAUACACCCAGACGCACCAAAGUCACAGUCGCCGAAGCUGCACCCAAGGUUGGGGUUGGGCCUCGGGAAACUGCGCCUCUGGCGGACGUCCGUUCCAGCGCCUUCACACAAAGCGGAGCACGCAACGCGGAUCCUCCAGACGACAUCGACGCUUGCUGUGACAUCCGCGAAAGCCGAGGAGUCACCCAAGACUACCGAUGCACCUCUUUCUCUGACCAAUGAAGUGCAGGUUGCAGAGCUAUUGAAUAGUUGUUGAUUUUCGUCCUGCAUCAGAUCCCCUCUCCGGCACUUACAUGUCGUCGUGUCCAUCACUACCUCACAUCGCGUUCUGAAUCUGCUCUGACAUUACCCACA
Rhodofomes roseus is the source of this 1137-nucleotide messenger RNA. RefSeq names its product protein-tyrosine phosphatase-like protein. Gene Ontology annotation, cellular component: cytosol. Bases 266 to 1039 code for a protein of 257 amino acids. The record is from RefSeq and is a predicted model, not a curated record. NCBI's taxonomy places the organism in Eukaryota, Fungi, Basidiomycota, Agaricomycetes, Polyporales, Fomitopsidaceae. The transcript has 3 exons. Gene Ontology annotation, molecular function: protein tyrosine/serine/threonine phosphatase activity. Gene Ontology annotation, biological process: protein dephosphorylation.